AAGCGGAAACCAGCGCAGCGACUCAGCCUGCCGUCAAGGAGAAGGAAAGCGGAAGCCGCCGAGAGCACGCCGCCCGCCCCGCCCACCUAAAGAAAGAGAGCGCAGAGGAGGCGAGACCCACCCCACCCACCUACCGCGAAGGCUUGACCGCGGACGGAAACACCAUCCAUGUCGUCGUCGUCGUCUAUGGGAGGCUCCCUGGCGCUCGCCGCCGCCACGGCCGUCGCGUUAUCCGGCUCCCUCGUCAUCUUCUCGCUCUGCCGCGCGCACCUCGCCCACGGCGCCGAGCCGGAGCCGGAGCCGGAGCACGCCCUGCGCCCCUGCCUCUCGUCUUCGGAGAGGCGGACGCGCGGCGGGGGGAAGGCGAAGGCGAGGAGACGCAAGGGCGAGAGGCGGGUGCGGUUCGCGGCCGACGUCGUCGACAAUGAGGGCGCGACGCGCCCGGUCAGGUUCUCCCCGCCCGCGCCGUCGUCGUCGGCGGCCACGUGUGGGGACGCGGCGCGGUCGGAAGACCCCAUGAUGCCUGCCAACCGGGAGGCGCUCUACCGCGGCAUGCUCCGCGACCGCUCCACGCACCGGGUCACCUGCUCCUACUGACCCUGACGCUCACCGCCGGAGAGCUCGUUUGUUCGUUGCCUCUCUUCGUUUCGUUUGUUCGUUCGCCGUUAGCGUUCGGUCGGUAGUAGGCAGGCUGUUAACUUCGGAGGUUCAUCCUCUUGCUGACGGAGGAUUUUGUUAAUGGAA
Messenger RNA from Zea mays, 744 nucleotides. RefSeq lists its product as uncharacterized. The record is from RefSeq and is marked validated. Bases 169 to 597 code for a protein of 142 amino acids. Lineage: Eukaryota; Viridiplantae; Streptophyta; Magnoliopsida; Poales; Poaceae. The transcript is spliced from 2 exons.